GCAGCCGAACAAGGAAAUGCAUCUAUCGUGGAGCUCCUGCUCGCACAGGACGAGAUUGAUUGCGAUCAGAAGGAUAACAGCAAUCGGUCCCCGCUCUCGUACGCUGCCUCGGCCGGCCACGAGGUGAUCGUCGACAUGUUGAUCGAGACGAGAAAGAUCACAGUUGACAGCAAAGACACGGACGGGUUGACUCCACUAGCAUGGGCGGCGCGCAAUGGCCAUAGCGCGAUAGUCCUGCUGCUGCUCAUUGAGGGGGCGGAUAUUGAGUCGAUAGACCAUACAAAUGGCCGGACUCCACUACUACAUGCAGUCGUAAACGGCCAUGACGGGGUUGUACAGCAGCUCCUGUCCAAGAAUGCACAAGUCGAGGCGAGGGAUAGCCAUGGAUGGCCGCCGUUAUUAUGUGCGGCUCGCGCCGGUCACCUGGCGCUUGUGCAGCAGCUCCUAGAAAGGGGUGUUGAUAUAGAGGCAAAAGACAAGGAGGGCUGGACGGCUCUGAUAAGUGCAGCUGAGAAUGGUCACAAUGCAGUCGUGAAGCUCCUCCUGUCAAGGGGUGCAAAUCCAGAGUCCAAAGAU
Aspergillus wentii DTO 134E9 is the source of this 576-nucleotide messenger RNA. Its product is annotated as ankyrin repeat domain-containing protein. The annotation marks the transcript as partial. NCBI's taxonomy places the organism in Eukaryota, Fungi, Ascomycota, Eurotiomycetes, Eurotiales, Aspergillaceae. The transcript has a single exon. Gene Ontology annotation, cellular component: cytoplasm; nucleus. The record is from RefSeq and is a predicted model, not a curated record. Gene Ontology annotation, molecular function: protein binding.